Molecule: messenger RNA, 6598 nt
Organism: Scomber scombrus (Atlantic mackerel)
Lineage: Eukaryota; Metazoa; Chordata; Actinopteri; Scombriformes; Scombridae
Gene: usp20
Product: ubiquitin specific peptidase 20
Exons: 25
Coding region: 205-3054 (949 amino acids)
Biological process (GO): protein deubiquitination
Molecular function (GO): cysteine-type deubiquitinase activity; zinc ion binding
Source: RefSeq, a predicted model, not a curated record
UCUGCUCGGCUCCUCGUUAUCUCUCAUCCAGUAUGGCGCGUUUAAUAAGAGGAAUGUACUUUUUUUUUUAGGCGAUAUUCAUCGUCUCAGCUGCUUCUGUUGGUAAACACAAGUGACUCAAAAACAGCUGUUAUCAUCGCUGCAGCCAGCUGAUGAUUGCUGAGCUUUCGUUGCAGACGUCCCCCAAGAAUAAAGCGAGUAACCAUGGCUGAACAAGACAUGUGUCCCCACCUGGACACCAUAGGAGAGGUAACCAAAGAGGACCUCCUACAGAAAUCCAAGGGAACUUGCCAGUCAUGCGGCGCAGGGGGCCCAAACCUGUGGGCCUGUCUGCAGAAUGACUGCCCAUAUGUUGGUUGUGGAGAGUCCUACUCUGAUCACAGCACUCUACACGCACAGGCUAAAAAGCAUAAUCUGACGGUGAACCUGACAACAUUCAGGAUCUGGUGUUAUGUGUGUGAGCGGGAGGUGUUUCUGGAGCAGAGGCCUGCCCUGGUGCCCGUCCCUGCUGCGCCGCACCACUGCAAAGCCACAGAGCAUGAAGCAACGCCUCAGCCAGUAGGUCACCCACUUAAAGCAGUACCAAUUGCUGUGGCAGAAGAGGAAGGUUCAGAGUCAGAGGAAGAUGAACUUAAACCAAGAGGUUUGACAGGAAUGAAAAAUAUUGGAAACUCCUGCUACAUGAACGCAGCUCUUCAAGCUCUGUCUAACUGUCCUCCUCUCACUCAGUUCUUCCUGGACUGCAGUGGAUUGGUUCGCACCGAUAAAAAGCCGGCUCUCUGUAAGAGCUACCAGAAACUCAUCUCAGAACUCUGGCAUAAAAAACGGCCCAGCUAUGUCGUUCCUACCAGUCUGUCACAUGGCAUCAAACUAGUAAACCCCAUGUUUCGUGGUUACGCUCAGCAGGUAGGGGCAAGUACCCAGCAGGACACCCAGGAGUUCCUGCGCUGUCUGAUGGACCAGCUGCACGAGGAGCUCAAGGAGCCUCUGACAGAAUGUAGCAUGAGUGGGGAUGGAAGCGAUGGGGAGGAAAGAGGAGAUGGAGAGCGCUCCCCGUCUGAGGACGAAUUCCUAUCGUGUGACUCUGGCUCCAGCAGUGACCGGGGAGAGAUAGGAGGCUCGGGGGAUGGUGAGCUACUCGUGCAGGAUGAGUGUGAUGGAGUCAGGUCACCGGCGGGGGGAAUCGUGGGUGUCAGUCCGGCUGGGGUGAUUUCGGAGAAGGAGAGGCUGAAGGAGAGACGGGUGUCUGGCUCACCUCUCCGUGGAGGUUCACAAGAGAUGGAUGAGGAUGCAGAUGUGGAUACAGCAGUGGAGGAGGGGGGGGCUCCUGAAAGAGCGGUUGAAGAGGAAUGCACAUCAACCCCAAACACUGAGGUCCAAAGCCAAGAGAACAACCAGUCAUCUAAUACAGAGCAAGUGCAAGGCGAUGGGAGCCACAUCUCAGUGCCAGACAAUGAAGCGUCAAUGACCCAGCCUCAGUCCACUCCCUGCAGUCCUGUGAGAACCCUUCAGGAGCUGCAUCCCAAACUGUCCUCGAGUCCGCCUCGUUCGAGCCCGCUCCGCUCUGCAGGACCCGCAUACUCCUUCAAGAAAGCUCAGCUGCUGCUCACUUCCAGGAAGAAGAAACAGUCUCACUAUCGCAGUGUGAUCUCGGACAUCUUCGACGGCUCCAUUCUCAGUCUGGUCCAGUGUUUAACCUGCGACAGGGUCUCUACUACAGUGGAAACCUUCCAGGACUUGUCCCUCCCUAUUCCUGGUAAAGAGGACUUGGCCAAGCUCCACUCUUCCAUCCAUCAAAACCUGCCAGUCAAGACCGGCGUGUGUCCAGACACUUACGGCUCGCAAGGAUGGAUCACCUACAUCAUGGACUCCAUACGCCGGUUUGUAGUCUCAUGUAUCCCCACUUGGUUUUGGGGGCCCAUGGUAACCCUAGAGGACUGCCUCGCUGCCUUCUUUGCUGCAGAUGAACUUAAAGGAGACAACAUGUACAGCUGUGAGAGAUGUAAAAAGUUGAGAAAUGGUGUCAAAUAUUGCAAAGUGCUUAGACUGCCUGAGAUUUUGUGCAUUCAUCUGAAACGUUUCCGGCACGAAGUUAUGUACUCCUUCAAGAUUAGCAGCCACGUGUCCUUCCCAUUGGAAGGCUUGGACAUGCGACCUUUCCUGGCUAAAGAGAGUCCAUCCCAAGUCACCACUUACGAUCUGCUGUCAGUCAUUUGCCACCAUGGAACGGCAGGAAGUGGACACUACAUAGCUUACUGUCAGAAUGUGAUCAAUGGCCAGUGGUAUGAAUUUGAUGACCAGUAUGUCACAGAGGUCCAUGAGACAGUGGUGCAGAAUGCAGAAGCCUAUGUGUUGUUCUAUAGGAAAAGCAGUGAGGAGUCGGUGAGAGAGAGGCAGAAGGUGGUAGCUCUGGCCAAUAUGAAGGAGCCCAGCCUGCUACAGUUUUACAUUUCCAGAGAGUGGCUCAACAAGUUCAACACAUUUGCUGAACCAGGCCCCAUCAGCAACCAUACAUUUCUUUGUCAGCAUGGAGGGAUCCCUCCUAACAAAUACCACUACAUAGACGACCUGGUUGUGAUAGUUCCCCAGAAUGUUUGGGAGUACCUCUACAACAGUUUUGGGGGCGGCCCUGCAGUCAACCACCUGUAUAUGUGCGCCAUCUGCCAGGUGGAGAUUGAAGCUCUGGCUAAACGCAGGAAAACAGAAAUAGACACUUUCAUCAAGCUGAACAAAGAGUUUCAGGCUGAGGAGGCUCCGACAGUGAUCCUGUGUAUCAGCAUGCAGUGGUUCAGAGAGUGGGAGAGCUUUGUUAAGGGCAAAGACAACGAGCCCCCUGGUCCCAUUGACAACAGCAAAAUCGGUGUUAUGAAAGGAGGGCACAUACAACUCAAGCAAGGUGCAGACUACGGUCAGAUCUCAGAGGAGACAUGGCAGUACUUGUUGGGUAUUUAUAGUGGAGGCCCUGAGAUUGCAGUGAGACAGACGGUGGCCCCGGCUGACCCUGACAGUCUCCAUGGCGAGAGGAAGAUCGAGGCAGAGACCAGAGCGCUUUGAGAUAAAGAGAGGUCUUCUGAUUUCCAACCCCUGCCCUCACAGGAAGCUGAGGAAUUUGCACCGUGGCGACGAAGCCUCAUUGUGAGCACUUUGUAAAUGUAGCAACGCAUUAUACUGAAGCCCCGACGCAAGAGGAUGAAAUGGUACUUAAAUAUCAUGUAGAUAAUUUAUGGGAUAACUCCAAUCCUCUAUGUUAAGGUGUAAAAUAAGAUGUUGUGUCACAUCUCCGGAGCUGCUUUUGGUAGCUAUGGUGUUUCUGUGGCUGCUGUAGUGACUAGGUGUCAUACUGCUAAACUAGCCAUGGCAGGGCAGAUGACUGAUGCUGAGGGAAGCAGUAUGAGGUUUGGUUUGAGGACUGUACUUUUUCUUCUUCAUUGGAAGCAACAACCCAGAGACAUCUAUAAGCUUUCUGUUGUUUGCCUGAUUACUAGCUGCAUAGCAACAAGUUCAGUCAACAAUUGAGAGAUUUUCCAUAUGUCAUACUCUUUCACCUCCAACCUUAAAUACACAGUGUAUCUGAGCCCUCAGGAAUGGAAGUCUUUUGUUGGUUUAAGUCAGUGAAGGUUUAAGUCAGACUAGUGAACCAUAAGAAACCACAAAGCAUGCAUGUGUGACCAUUUCGAGGGUCAUUUGUAUUUGAAAAGCUUCAAAGUGCAUGCUGUUGCAACAUCUUUUUGACCCAGUAGGACCUUUCUCUGACAGGAUGAGGUACCGAGUUUGUCUCUUCAAACAGACAACAACAAAUGAAAGUGCUCAAAAUUAUCGAAAUUAGUAGAGUUAUCCUGAAAACAUACAUAAGUAUGUAGAUAUAUCACUAUAUAUCUAGAUAAAUAGGUAGAAAUAUCAACAGAGUAGAAAAUAUCUGAAAGAAAAUCAAAUUUCAGUCAUGGAGGAAGAGUAACGUACAAAGAUGAUGACGAAAAAGAUGGUGCAAGAACGCGGUAAAUUUACAAGGAAGUGAUGAGAAAAUAAUUUAACUGUCUUUUCUGAUGAGUUUGUAAUUCUUCUGAAACAUGAGUGUACAUGACCUCAGUCACGGUUCAUGGAAGAGAUAAUUCCCUAUUUCACCAAUAAUGCAGUAUUUGUUCAAACCAAGAGAGGGCAGUAUUAAAUGAAAUGGGUUUUUUUCACCAGGUAACAGUUUAGCAGGGGAAAUAUUCUAACAUCCCAAAAAAACAGGCACAAACAGCAUGGUGUGGACAAAAAAACAUUUACAAUAUGAUUGCUAUUUAUUUAAUCGAGUAUAUUUUCUUACUCAAUUUCUUAAUCGUGCAUGUUUGGUCAUCAGUUAUUUGAAAAAUGAAUCUUGUUGUAGAGAUAUUACAUUACGAGGUACUGACUCAAAAAAGCAAUUGUGUGUCUGCAGAUUGCUUUACUGUUGAAACUUCACACAGGAAGUGAUGAAUGGAAACGUCCCAUAACUGCAGCGGUUGUUCUUUCGAGAACUUUGAUUCAGAUCUCACCUCUCCCUCUUUUAUAUCUUUUGAUCGCAGACACAGCAGACUGGUAAACCAGAGUGUGUUGUGCAAGUUUAAACAGCUCCUGACAUCGACAUCUGGCUGCCAUUGAAAUCAGCAAAAAUGCAGAUUUGCUCAGAGCAUUUUUGAGCGACUGCACACUGUGGAAUCGAUCACCUUGCUUAUAAUAACGCCACCUGCUAAAGACUUAGCAAAAGUCGCGUCUGUUUAUAAAUCUUUUUUUACUUUGUGUCUGAUCGCUUGUUUUUUUGUCAGGUGAUUUUCAACAAAAUAAUCCCUGUCAGUUGUUUAGAUUUUAAUAAUUUGAGUGAAUAUUUAAUCCCUUAAAAAGUAGUUUAAUUUUUUGCUGUUUCAAUCUGAAUAUCACUUUACAUUUAAUGUGAUGUAUUUAUGUAGAUCCUUCUCUUAAUCUUAAUCUCAUUUUAGAGUGCAGCAAAUAAAUCAAGAAGUCUCCCAUGUCAUUGUAGAUAAAUCACAUACUUGCCUUUUUUAUUGUACAGAUCUGCAGAGGUUUGCCUCCAUAUUUUUAAGCAGUUGAAACCUAGCAUUGUCACCCCUGGUAAACGCAUGAUACUGAUGAUGCAUCUCUGUCACCCUUUAUAGUCUAAUUUAAUUAUAAUUAAAAAGAAAAAAUACCAAUUUUGAAAACCAAACCCAGGAAAAAUAAAAGAUAUUUAUGAUUUUUCUGUGUUUUUUUCUACUUUUGAAUAGCACAAUUCAUUUUAACCAUUUACCAAACCAAAAAAUAAUAUGACGGUAUUAAAUAAAAAAACAUUUUAUUUUACAAUCCUGUCUUAAAACAACUACUGAAUCAGUCAAUUUAACUUUAUUGUGUGGUAACAGUUGAUACAUUUUUAAAUCUUUAUGUUUAUCAAUAAUAAUCAUUUAAAUAGUUAUUCUAAUUAUUUGAUUGGCACAGACAAACUUCCAGAUGUAGGAGAUUUACUCAGAUAAAUAUUGCUGCUCAGCUAUUACACUAAACCGCAUCAAGACGUGUUAGUAAAUACAAAGGAGUGUCAGAAACAUCUUGAAGCCUAUUUGUGUACAGGAAACUAAAGUUACAAUGCCAAAUGACUGAAAAUAAGAAUGAACACUGUUUUUAUUGUUGUUGUUGUUGUUUGGCUUUUACUUUUUAGGUGCCAUGCAGAAUUCACACAGAAGGACAGUACAUCUUACCUUCUGCUUUGUUUUUUUUACUUAGCGUUUUUUUCACCGCAGAUAGUUUGACUUGUUAUGGCAGGAGAUGAUCCCUCCACUCACUUUAAAUGUCACAGUGCUGUGCGUGAUGUUAGUAAAAAAAACAUGGUUAUUAGUGGAGGAGCACCUAAAGGCAGCCGGGCUGUAAUUUUCCCAGUAUGACCUGUCAAAAUGUCAGCCAUGUCUGUGGAAAUUUUGGACCAUUGCAGUAAUUCAAGUCUCCCUGUUUUGUUAGUUUUCAUGUCCAAAGAGCAAUCAAUCAUUUUUUUAUGAAGAGAGGACUCUGAUUUGUCCAAUUGUCUGUUUUGCUGUGUUUUUUUCCUCUCACACACAUCCAGACUGUGUCUACAAGAGAUCAUAUUAAUACUAUAAGGUUGUUUGUGCUAUGUUUAGAUACUUUUUGGGGGGCGUAAGUGCAAUGAUUUUUGUGCAAUUCAAGCUGUAUCAUCAAAGAAAUACUGGACAGCUAUCGAACACCUACUGGUGAACAGCUGACAGUACAGAAUGGGGCAGUGCAUCAUAUUAUAUUGCUGUGUUAAGAAAUGUCGAAUGGUAAUUACUUAAUUAUCCCCACCUGUGAGUUUAUGUUUGCUUGUGUUACAACGCGUAGCUAUGCGUGAGAGAUUCCCAUUUCAUUUUUCAGUUGAAAAGACGAGCAUUGCUGUGGUUGGACAGAAUCGUCAGUAGUAUCGUGACACGCUGCAGACUGCAGAACAGGAUUUUACUGACUCUUGUUUUUCCAACGUUUUACAGUGUGGCUGUUGUGGUCAUGAUAAUGUUGAUGUUUUGAGAACAUGGGAUUUAAGUGGUUGACCUCAAUUCUGUCUUAAUGUCUGUAUAACUGAUGUAAUUACUCAUGACUGGUUAAA